This is a messenger RNA of Acanthoscelides obtectus, 792 nucleotides long. Lineage: Eukaryota; Metazoa; Arthropoda; Insecta; Coleoptera; Chrysomelidae. The record is from the annotation of a GenBank genome assembly.
UUUUUAAUUAAUUAAAAUCACUUAAUUUUCUCAAUUGAGGCAAUGGAUGAUUAAAAAAAACUAGGGGGUUACUGAGGCUAAAGCCAUGGUUUAGCGUUGGCAAAUUAGGCCCUAUGCUCAGGUAAACCGGAGAGGGCGCCACCAGCUUUUAUCCGCCAAAACUGGAAGACGCCUUGGUGUUGAAAGGCACUCUUUAGCCCAAAACGCCAAGAAACAAAAACAAAAAUACAUACAAACAAUAGAUUUUCUGUGUGGGUAAAUAAUUGCUAAAAUUAACAUCAAUACAUUUUAUUACAUCUACUAACUGCUAACAACAAAAAUUUAAGCCGGCCGAACUAGGAGAUCUCCCUUAAUGCGAAAGCUUAUUGACUAACUAAUUUAAAAUGGGCGAGGACGGCUUCAAAACCGAUGACGUAAGAAUCCCUAUGGUGGAAAAAGUGUCUCUGUUCGGAAAGGGGUCCCCGUACCUGCAUCCAUCUUGGUUGCACGGCAGUCUAUCGUUUAUGUUAAAGUAUUUGUCAAGAUCAAUUGACGGAUCAAACUUCAACCUGUUGGGAUCAACUUGCUUCUUCGCUUCAUCAGCUGCCGCACUUUGGAGUGACAAACCGGAUUGUUGUUGGGAUGUAAACAAAUCCCCGAGGCGAAAAUUUCGAGAUUGAAUUGAUUUCUUGACGGUGGAAGAUCUAGCAUGGGAUGGAAGCAACCGAGUUAUUUAUGAAAAUAUGUGGAGAUGAAUACUAAAAUUAUUACUCAUGGUGAACCAGGGAAAUUACUAGGCAACACAUACCAGGG